GCAGGCGGAGAAGGCCCGGGCGGGCCUUCUCCCCACCUCGGUCGGUCUAGCUCCGUCCGGGGCGCCCGUCCCGCCCCCUCAGCUUCUCUGCCCCUUCUCCGUCCAACCCCUAGUCCCGCCCCGCGCCGCCGCUCGCGUCUGGGGCGGAACAGAACUUGGCCUUCCGAGGGUUCCCGCACUGUCUUACCCGCCCAAGGGGAGCCAAGCGGGCUCAGAGGCCCCAGCACCGCCUGGCUGAGCGGAUCCCGGGACUUGCGGAGGGGCGGCCACAGCAGGUUAGGAAGCGUUAGGGAACGGAGCUCUGGGUCUUGCUGGGCGGAGGGAGCCAAGGGCUGACUCUGUCCCCACCUCAAGACUUGCGGUCCCGUAGGUGUUUUGCUUCGUGGGGCCCGCGUCCGUUGGGAUGUGGGUGGGAUGGCAGGGUAGUGUGGACGUGUGGGGUUGCAUCGCGUAUGCAUAUUUUGUGGGUCUGGGGAUGAGGGAAGACCCCAAUCCUGCAGUUCGUGGUGGGAUCGAGAGAACCUCAGCCUGUCUGCUGCUGUGCGCUCUGGUCACAAGCUCGCCCACCAACCAGGACCCCGGAAGAGCCCCUCGUGUGGGAGGUCACACAAAUGUACACACCUCACACGUGGCAGGGGCCACCACAGCCCAGACUCACUUGGCCACAGUGCUGGCUUGAACUUAACCACACACAUGGGCACAAGGCCCGCACCGAAGUGAGAUUGGAGUCCCUGAGGUGCACCCAGCUGUGUUUGUGAAGUGGUGGAUGUUGGAGAGUUGCAAGGCCUUAGGUUGUCUUCUCCACCCCUUCUCUAUGCAGAUUCCCCUGCACCCAAACCUGGGGCCUCUCUUCCCCAGGCCUCAGUGGGUCCCAGCAGGAUUAACGACCCUAUCCUUCAUGUUUCUAGCCUUCAGGUUCUCUUGGAAUUCCUGGAUGAGACAGCACUAGGGGCCCUCUGGGCCCACAUCCCCUCUGCCCUUCCUGAACCCUCCCUGCCAGCCUCUGAGCAGAGGCGAGGGCUGGACGCUGACCUUGGAGGCAGGAGUGAGAGCAGUGUCACUCUGGGAAGUCCUGCCUCGGGGCCUUAAGGUGUUGGGGUCCUGGGCGCAUGCUGAGAAGUCUAGGAGUGGGCCUUCCAUUGGCCAGUAAGUCUUUGCCCAUCUCUCUGGCCGGGCUCUGGCUGAGGUGGGGACCAGAGGACAUGUCUCCCUGGUCCUCUUCUGCCAUCCUUGGACUCAGACCAGGUGUUCCCAAGGUCUUUGAGACAGAGUGGUUUCUAACCUACCCCCCUCCAUCCUGGGCUGCAUGCUGGCCCCUCUGGCUUUGGCCAGCUGGGGUCAGCUCUGUCUGGGACCUGACACCCUCACCCCAUCUGACAAAGGAGGAAACUGAUCUGAAUAGGCAGGGGGAGGAGCAUGAUCCCCAGAGUGCAUCAGGAUGGAAUGGUGGAGUGGGGGAGGAGAGGGCAGGGGAGCAGGGAAGAGGCAAACUACCCAAGGGACUUCUGAUGUCAGGCCUGAGACUUUUCCCCCUGGUCAUCUGGACUCAAAAGAAGCCUCCCAGCUCCCUUGCCUGGGUGCUGGCUGUGGCAUUCCAACCCCUUCUAGAGAUGCAGCCCCAGAGGGCCCUGCCAGGCAGCAGAGCCAGGCUUCACAACUCCAGCCUCAGGGAGGGCAUGGCCCAUGUGGGUAAAAAAAAAAGCACCUCUCAAUCCCGAUCUUGGGCACUGGGCAGGCUGGAAGGUACCCCAGAUGGGUGGGUCACACAUAAGUCCAGUCACAGGCUCUAGAGCCUCCAUUUCCUGUGCCCUAUGUGCACUAGAUGGGGAGGAAAAGUGCUUCUCAGGCAAAAGCAGCAGCGUUUCUUUCUUUUCCAGUUCAGUUUUAUUUUGCAAAAAUUUACAAAGUCUUCUGUGCACAUAGAUCCCCAUAGGGACGAACAUGAAUCAAUAGACUCUCAGAGCCCAGACCUGGCAGGGGAGAUAGGACACACAGUUUAGGGUGAUGGUACCAAAAAGCAAACCCGUUGCUGUCAAUUCUGACUCAUGGCAACCCCAUGUGUUCCGGAGUAGAACUGCUGUCUAGGGUUUUCUUGGCUGUAGUCUUUAUGGAAGCAGAUUGCCAGGCCUUUCUUCUGCAGUGCCACUGAGUGGGUUUGAACUGUCAGCCUUUAGGUUAGUAGUUGAACACAAACUGUUUGCACCACCCAGGGACCCUAGAUCAUAAAAGGAAUCGUAAUUUUUUUUUUUUUUUUGGACAAGAUAAUAGGUACAGUUGGAGCCAGGAAAGGGAGAGAUCCGGGAGAUCAAGGAAGGCUUCCCAGAGAAGGGGAUUCCUGUCCAUUUACUGGAUGGAGAAAGUGGAGGAAACAGCGAGAGAAACUUGGAAGCAUGGGAGAACUGGGCACACCUGGGAAGCGCUAGGUGUCCAGAGUGGCAAGCAAGGGGAGGCUGUGGGAAAUGAGGGUGGAGACACAGUCAGCUGCUAUUCCUGUGGUAUGACCAUUUGACUCUACACAGUAAGUAUGUUUUCAAACCUUUUAGGCAGCAAGGCCUAGGUGAGGUGGCCCAGGAAUCCUAGACUCAGUUUUUUGCCCCUGACAGUAUCUGUCCUUUUCCUCCACAGAGAAGACCCUGAUGGGGCAGGACAGGGACAGGGAAGGGGUGUGGGUAGGGGCAGGGGGAGCCCUGACCCCCAAUACCUCCUCCCCAUUCCCCCCUGAGCCUCCAGGGGCCUCAGGCAGCAUCAUUCCAGUCUACUGUGCCCUCCUGGCUGCUGUGGUCCUGGGUCUGCUGGCCUACGUGGCCUUCAAGUGCUGGCGCUCACAUAAGCAAAGACAGCAGCUAGCCAAGGCUCGGACUGCAGAGCUGGGGGGCCUUGACAGGGUCCAGAUGUGUGGGGAUAGCAGUGUCUUCCUGGACCCUCCCAAAGGCCUGGAACCUUGCACCCCCAGCCAGGGACCAAAUCCUGAGCUUGGCAGCCGACUUUACCUUCAUCUCCCUCGACAGCAGCAGGAGGAAGUGGAGCGGCUCCUGGAGGCAGCGGGUGAACCUGAUAAGGGCUGGCAGGGCCUGGCAGGGCACCUGGGCUACCGGGCUGAGGCUGUAGAGACCCUGGCCCAGGGCCAGGCUCCAGCCUACACCCUGCUGAGGGACUGGGCCAUCCAGGAAGGCAAUGGAGCCACCCUCAGAGCACUAGAGGAUGCCCUGGCUGCCAUGGACCGUGAAGAUGUGGCCCGGAUCCUGAGUCCUCUGGCUGAAGGCUGCUCUGUGGUGUGAGCCAUGCCUCUACAGCCUGGCCUUUCAGGGAACCUGUUCUGGUGCUCCCUACCUCUCCCAUCUCCCUAUAUGCACUCCCUUCAUGGGCUUUCUGGUAUUGGCCUCAGCCUGCUCUGCUCUGGGAAGACACAAAAGAUCUGGUCGCCACUCACUUUCCCUUGUCCUAUCCUCCUCUAGGACAAGGACCAGGAUUGGCGAGAGUGGGAAGUGAGGGAUGGUCCUACCCUCCUCAUCGCCACCCCACCUCUCCUUACUUAGCCUCAGCUGUUUUUUCUACUUUUGUAUCCCAUAUUAAAGGAAACUUUGGACUUUGGUGCUGGCUCCAUCUGGCUCCUUGGGCAUGCGAGAUAGUUGGGGGGUAUGAGGCAGAGGCUCAGAAAAGUGCAGGGGAUCCUAGGGUGUGGGAGGGGCUACAGCUGAGUGGCACUGUCUGUGAGCAGCACCUAGGAUGGCAGGCAGUGUACUCCCAUGACUUGGGCUUUGGAUCUGUCAUUCAUUGUUGGAAUCAAGUUGGGAAGCUAUUUCACCUUUCUGAACUUGAGCUUCCUUAGCUGGAGACAAUACAAUGGCAUGUUCAGUAGCUUCCCCUCCCCCUAAGACUCCCAGAUUGGCACUGAGGAGUCCUAGAGGUAGGCUGGUCCUGGGAAGCUAGAUACCAAGGGCCUGUGGAAGAGAAAAAGGAAGAAAGGGCUCUCCUUACGAGAUCCACACUCCAGACGCUGGAGAGGGAGUUCAAAACGUGCUUCACAACUGCUUAUGUGGACUCCACACAAGCCAAGGGCCGACAGGCAGGCCAUCCCACAUACCCAAGAAGCAGUUCAGGACAGGGCAACUGCAGCCAAACCACCUGCACCCCAUGCAUAUGCCCACCCUGAAGGCAGGACCCAGGCAGAUUGGCUACUUGGCCUUUUGAGGCGGGUACUAGACCAAUAAGCCCUGCCCACAAAGGAAUAAUAUCUGUGGAGCCCCUGGCAUCCACCAGAGCCAGAGGCUUCAAGAAGAACAGCCACUCAAACAUCCUCAAGACCUGGGGGAUCUAGAUGUAGUCCAGUGGUCACUGUGGUGUUCAGGGUAGAUCCUGUCCCCUUGCUGAACUGAGGUGCAAACUGGCUGUUCUCUGAGCACCAAAGUCAUCACAGGAUGCUGCUGCUGCUAUUCUCAGAACCAGUUCACCAGAGUUGCUUAACCCUAUAAAUCUUCCUUUGAAUGAAGGUGGGAAUAACCACCUUCACCCUGAGAUGACCCUUGGGCAAUCAAUAAUCCUGAUUAUCAGGAGGGAAAGCAAGAAUGGUGGCUGCCAGGCUGUUGUGGAUUGGACCAGCAAUGAAUGUGAACUCCUGAAAUCUUGCAUCAAGUGCUGGGAACAGAUUCAAGAUUAACUGGCACCCCUUAUCACUCCUAAGGGGAUUUGAACCUAAGCGUGUUCAAUUGGUGUGGGGAAAGGAAAAGAUUUUGAAAAAACUCAACAGGGAGGUAAAUGAGAAUUCUUUUUUCAAAAAUGUUCUGCAUUGAUAGCUCCCUUGUCACCACCUAUGAUGGUUAAGGUUAUGUGUCAACUUGGCUGGGCCAUGAUUCUCAGUGGUUUGGCAGUUAUGUAAUGAUGUAGUUAUCCUCCAUUUUGUGAUAUAAUGUGAUCCAUGAUGUGGUCUGGUAUGAUCAGCCAAUUAGUUUUAAAGGGAGUUUCCUUAUGGGUGUGGCCUGCAUCCAAUAUAUAUGGAUGUUCUGGCAAAGCUCGCUGGCUUUUGCUUGCUCUGGAUACUGCAUCUGGCUCAUCAUCAUCUGACCCCCAAUUCUUGGGACUUGAGCCAGCAGCCUGCUGUAUUGCCUGCCGAUCUUGGGACUCAUCAGCAUCCGCAGCCUGUGAACCAGUAGCCUGCUGUCUUACCUGCCGAUCUUGGAUUUGUCAGCCUCCACAGCCCAUAAGCCAGCAGCCUGCCAUCUGACCUGCCGAUCUUGGGUUUGUCAGCCCCUGCAGCUGCAUGAGUCAGGAGUCUGAUGCCUGACCCACAACAUGGGAAUUGCCAGUCUCUGCAACAGUGUGAGCUAUUUCCUUGAGAUAAAUCUUUAUCUCUAUCCAAUCUAUCUAUACACUUCACUGAUUUUACUUCUCUAGAGAAUCCAGGAAACCCUGGUGGCAUCUAUUAACCAAAAAGUCAGCAGUUUGAAUCCACCAGGCGCUCCUUGGAAACUCUAUGGGGCAGUUCUACUCUGUCCUAUAGGGUCACUGUGAGUUGAAAGCAACUCGAUGGCAAUGGGUUUUUUUUUUUUUAGAGAACGCUGCCUAAGACAUUUGGUACCAAGAAUGGUUUUACAGAAACAAAAUUUUAAGGAUGAGUAUCCUAUACUGGUUCUCAAGUCUGGUUGGCCUUAAAGAUGUUGAUGACUCUACUUCCAGUAGUAAAGAGGGCACUGCUAAUCCAUGAUGUGAGGUAGCAAUAGAAAUAUGCAAAAUAUUGCCACCCAUACAUAGAUCAAAUAUUGGUGAGAGGCAAGGCUCUGGGUGAUCACGUGUUUGAUACUUUUCUACAACUUUGUCAGAAUGAGAAGUAUAGGGAAGCUGGUGGUUGGUCCUGCUUUAGCUAGACAAAAUGGUGAAAGAAGAGAUGAGCUCAGGGUUUCAGAGUCACAGCUCAAGUGCUCCAUAGAUGACCUCAAAGCUGCCAUUUGUGCCAUGACAGGAAGCCUUAUUUCUUCUAGUAAUAGAGCUGAUGUUGCUGAAAAUCAAACCCAUAGUCUUAUUGUAAGAGUGGGUGAAUUACAAUGCCAACUGAAUUCCCAACCUUGAGUGGUGUCUGAAGUUAAAGUGAGGACUUUGAUUAUGAAGAAAUGGGAUCCUGAAACUUGGGAUGGGGACAUAUGGGCAGAUAAUAAGGAAGCUGGAGACACUGAGCCCCUAAAUUCCAUUGAAUUGCUCCUGCCAAUGCAACCAUUAGCCCCUCCACCCCAUCUGAUGAGAUGAACCCAGUUGUGUCUGAAGAGCCUUUGUCUGAGAUGCCACCUGGGGAGGCAUCCGAGUCAUUGCCUCGGGCAUUGCUGCCUUAUAAGACAUUGCUGAAUGUCUCAAAACACAUCCCCACCACCCAUUUUUGCUUCUAGACCUAUAUAGACUUAAGUCCUAGUGAGCCCCAAAAAGGUGAAGUAUAAAGUGUGACCAGGAGGAGGUAUAGUAUAUUCCAAAAGAACUCUUUGGCUUUUCUAAUACGUACAAACAGAAACCUGGGGAAUAUGUGUGGGAAUGGCUAUUAAGGGUAUAGAAUAAUGAUGUAAGGAACAUAAAGUCCGAUCAGUCUGAAUUUAUUGAUAUGGGCCCACUAAGCACAGAUUCUUUCAUUCAGUGUUUCAGCUUGAGAGGUUAGGAAAGGAUCUAAAAGUUUGUCACUAUCCUUUUGAGAAAGAGAUCUGGCUUGUUACUGGGCCUUAGUAGAGACUGAACGCAUAACCAUGGGCCACCAAGUCACCAUGCAGCCUAAGGUGCCCAUCAUGAAUUUAGUGUUGUCUGACCCACAGAGCCAUAAAGUCCGACGUGCACAGCAGCGUUAUAUCAUUAAAUGGAAGUGGUAUAGACCAGAUCAGGCCCAAGCAGGAUUUGAAGGCAAGUGAGUUGCAUGAGGAAGUGGCCCAAAUGCCCAUGGACUCCACUCCUGUCACAUUACUUGCCCUAUCCCAGUCUGUACCUGUGGCCUCAUGGAGAGUUCCUUAUGAUCAGUUGACCAAGAAAGAGAAAACUCAUACCUGGUUCACAGGUGGUUCUGUGUGAUAUGCAGGCACUACUCAAAAGUGGACAGCGCAGCACUACAAUCCCUUUUUGGGAUCUCCCUGAAGGACAGUGGUGAAGGGAAAUCCUCUCAAUGGGCAGAACUUUGAGCAGUGGACCUGGUUGUUCACUUUGCUUGGAAUGAGAAAUGGCCAGAUGUGCAACUGUAUACUGAAUCAUGAGCUGUGGCCAAUGGUUUGGCUAGAUGGUCAGGGACUUGGAAGGAACAUUAUUGGAAAUUGGUGACAAGAUAUGGAGAAGAGGUAUGUGGAUAGAUCUCUCUGAAUGGGCCAAAGAAGUGAAGUUAAUUUGUGUCUCAUGUGAAUGCUCACCAAAGGAUGACCUCAGCAGAGGAGGAUUUUAACAAUCCAGUGGUUAGGAUGAUGUGUUCUGUGGAAACCAGUCAUCCUCUUUCCCCAGCCACUCCCAUCAUUGCCCAAUGGGCUCAUGAACAAAGCAGGGAUGGUGGCUAUGCAUGAGCU
This is a messenger RNA of Loxodonta africana (African savanna elephant), 7514 nucleotides long. RefSeq names its product death domain-containing membrane protein NRADD-like. Lineage: Eukaryota; Metazoa; Chordata; Mammalia; Proboscidea; Elephantidae. Gene Ontology annotation, molecular function: nerve growth factor binding; death receptor activity; coreceptor activity. The transcript is spliced from 3 exons. The record is from RefSeq and is a predicted model, not a curated record. Bases 2637 to 3278 code for a protein of 213 amino acids. Gene Ontology annotation, biological process: Rho protein signal transduction. Gene Ontology annotation, cellular component: cell surface; plasma membrane.